Messenger RNA from Bactrocera latifrons, 2592 nucleotides. RefSeq names its product G protein alpha o subunit (gene Galphao). The transcript has 8 exons. Bases 798 to 1862 code for a protein of 354 amino acids. Gene Ontology annotation, molecular function: GTP binding; GTPase activity; G protein-coupled receptor binding. Gene Ontology annotation, biological process: adenylate cyclase-modulating G protein-coupled receptor signaling pathway. The record is from RefSeq and is a predicted model, not a curated record. Lineage: Eukaryota; Metazoa; Arthropoda; Insecta; Diptera; Tephritidae. Gene Ontology annotation, cellular component: heterotrimeric G-protein complex.
CGCCGCCGCACCGCAUGGAGAGAGAGUAGUACCAAAUACAAAGGAGCAAUCGCAUUCGCAGCAGCAGCAGUGGCAGCAGAGUUGAAAAAGUUUGCGGGCGGGUUACACAAAAAAGACGAGUGCUCGAAGAAAUUUGUGAAUAACUCCAGCAAAACGAAUUUUAUUAAUUGGAAUUUAUCAAUAAAAAUUGGAGAAAAGUGCAAGUGCAUUGUGGUAAUUGAAGAAAAUGUUGUUAAUUGAUUUAAUGAUAUGUCCAUGAAACGACCCAACGAUAUUUGAAUGUAAACAUAUGUACACGGAUACAAACAUACAUGUACAUACAUGCAUAUAUGAAAGUAGCGAAAAGUGCGAGCAAAAUAAAGCCGAAUGAAAGUAAGAAAAAAUAAGUAGUGCAGCAGAUUAGUGUGUGUGUUUAACGAUAAAAAUAAUAUAAAAUUAAAUUAAAUUACAACAGAACGAAAGAACAAACCGCACAAAACCUUAAAAAAAAAUAAGUGAAAUACAUAUGUACAUACAUAAAUUUCGUAAGAAAAAUCCACAAUUACAUAAGUGAGUUUUUGCGAACAUAUUUCAAUCGCUACAACAAAAUUAAUUCAAGUGAACAGCAACAUCCGUUAAUCGGCAAACUAAAAAAGAAAACCCAAACAACAACAAAAUAUCACAACAACUUGUGUUCAACAAAAAACGCGCUUUACACCAACAAUUGCAUUGCAAUAAAUUCGCCGUAAUCGAAGCCAUUUGAUUAUUUCACUUCGCUAACCGCAUAAAAGGAAACAAAAACAAAAACAUAAAAGAAAAUGGGUUGCACAACAUCGGCCGAGGAACGUGCAGCGCUCCAGCGUUCAAAGCAAAUCGAAAAGAAUCUCAAAGAGGAUGGCAUUCAGGCGGCAAAAGACAUCAAACUUUUGCUGCUGGGUGCUGGUGAAUCGGGUAAAAGCACAAUUGUCAAACAAAUGAAAAUUAUCCACGAAAGCGGGUUCACCCCAGAGGAUUUCAAACAAUAUCGGCCGGUUGUAUACAGCAACACAAUACAAUCAUUAGUUGCAAUACUUAGAGCGAUGCCAAUACUCGGUAUUGCGUAUCACAAUAAUGAACGGGAGAAUGAUGCAAAAAUGGUAUUUGAUGUUUGCCAACGCAUGCACGACACGGAACCAUUCUCAGAGGAGCUUUUGGCUGCCAUGAAGCGAUUGUGGCAGGAAGUUGGCGUUCAAGAGUGCUUCUCACGUAGCAACGAAUAUCAAUUGAAUGAUUCAGCUAAAUAUUUCCUCGACGAUUUGGAUCGGUUAGGUGCCAAGGAUUAUCAACCGACCGAACAGGAUAUUCUACGCACGCGUGUCAAGACGACCGGUAUUGUUGAAGUGCAUUUCUCAUUUAAAAAUCUCAAUUUCAAACUAUUUGAUGUUGGCGGCCAGCGUUCGGAGCGAAAGAAGUGGAUCCAUUGUUUCGAAGAUGUGACAGCGAUCAUUUUCUGUGUCGCAAUGUCUGAGUAUGAUCAGGUUUUGCAUGAGGAUGAGACUACGAAUCGUAUGCAAGAGUCAUUGAAGCUCUUCGAUUCGAUUUGCAACAAUAAAUGGUUCACUGAUACAUCCAUCAUUUUGUUCUUGAAUAAGAAGGAUUUGUUUGAGGAGAAGAUUCGCAAGAGUCCAUUGACAAUCUGCUUCCCUGAAUAUACAGGAGGUCAAGAAUACAGCGAAGCUGCUGCUUACAUUCAAGCUCAAUUCGAAGCGAAAAACAAAUCAACCUCAAAGGAAAUCUACUGCCACAUGACGUGCGCCACAGAUACAAAUAAUAUACAGUUUGUUUUCGAUGCUGUUACCGAUGUCAUUAUUGCCAACAAUCUGCGUGGCUGCGGUUUGUAUUAAGCASAAACAACAACAACAUCAACAGCAGCAUCAGCAGUUAAGUCCAGCGCAGCAAACGAACCAAACAACGCAUGGCGAAAAAUCAUUGUCGGACUCCAUCACCACCGCUUCAGUUACAACAACUACAAUUAUGAUAACAACAACAAUAAUUAUGUUAACAUAACAACAAAUGGCACGAGUGCAGCCAGCACUAAAGCGACUACUAAAAAUUUUCAACAGAAAAUGUUCGAAUAUUCAGACAUUUUUCGAAAACUAAGAAAACUAACCUCAACUACUGAGCUCAUGUCAGUGAUAAUGACAGAUUUAAGUAUUUUUGCCGUAUGCAAUGUGCUGGCGAACAGUUAAUUUAUUUUAAAAGUAUUGUAAAAAUUAUUUUUGAUGCCAAUAUUUUACUGUUAACUUCAUAAAAUAAUCGAUAACAACUGAAAUUACAAGAAAUUGCCAGAAAUUGAUGUACAUACAUACAUGUAAAUGCCAAUGAUGGCGGUGAGCGAUGGAUAACUGUUUAAAUGAUUUGUUAACGCGUUGCACUAAACAAAUUGGCGCUGAAGGCGUAAGCUAAAACAGUUGCCACAGCGGUAACACACACAGCAGUGGAGGAGUGAAAUGUACAUUUUAGUCAAGCAAAUUGAACAAAAACCAACGCACACAUACAUACACCCACGUACAUACACAUAAACAGACGCACACACCAGAAACAUUAUUACUAAUUAAGCUUACUAAAAAACAA